Molecule: messenger RNA, 1419 nt
Organism: Empidonax traillii (willow flycatcher)
Lineage: Eukaryota; Metazoa; Chordata; Aves; Passeriformes; Tyrannidae
Product: thymidine phosphorylase-like
Exons: 7
Coding region: 1-1383 (460 amino acids)
Biological process (GO): pyrimidine nucleobase metabolic process
Cellular component (GO): cytosol
Molecular function (GO): 1,4-alpha-oligoglucan phosphorylase activity
Source: RefSeq, a predicted model, not a curated record
AUGGGGGGCCCGGGCAGGGUGGGGGGGCCCGGGGAGGGCAGUGGGGGUGACCCUCGGCCGUGCCCCCCAGGUGCCAUGCUGAUGGCCAUCCGGCUGCGGGGCAUGGACGCGGGGGAGACGCUGGCCCUGACCCGGGCCAUGGCCGCCUCAGGCCGGGCGCUGGCCUGGCCGCCCGCCUGGCACGGGCUGGUGGUGGACAAGCACUCGACGGGGGGCGUGGGGGACAAGGUCAGCCUGGCUCUGGCCCCCGCGCUGGCUGCCUGCGGCUGCAAGGUGCCCAUGAUCAGCGGGCGAGGGCUGGGCCACACCGGGGGCACCCUGGACAAGCUGGAGGCCAUUCCCGGCUUCCGCGUCUCCCUGAGCCCUGAGGAGAUGCGCAGCGCCCUGGAGCGGGUGGGUUGCUGCAUCGUGGGGCAGAGCGAGGAGCUGGUACCCGCUGAUCGGGUGCUGUACGGGCUGCGGGACGUCACGGCCACCGUGGACAGCGUGCCCCUCAUCACCGCCUCCAUCCUCAGCAAGAAGGCGGCGGAGCAGCUCUCGGCGCUGGUGCUCGAUGUGAAGUUCGGGAGCGCCGCUCUGUACCCCACGCAGGACAGCGCGCGGGAGCUGGCGCAGAGCCUGGUGGAGGUGGGCACACAGCUGGGCAUCCGUACGGUGGCCGUGCUGUCCCGCAUGGAUCAGCCCCUGGGCCGGGCCGUGGGGAACUCGCUGGAGGUGCUGGAGGCGCUGGAAUGUCUGGACGGGGGCGGACCCCCCGACCUGCGGCAGCUGGUCACGACCCUCGGCGGGGUGCUGCUGUGGCAGUGCGGGAAGGCGGCGGGGGCCGCGCAGGGCCGGGAGCUCCUGGGCCGGGCGCUGGACGAUGGCUCAGCCCGGAGCAUCUUCGAGGCCAUGCUGGGGGCGCAGGGGGUGCCCCCCGACACCGCCCACGGCCUCUGCAGCGGGACCCCCGCCCAGCGCCGACGGUUCCUCGGAACGGCCAAGGUCUGCGAGGAGCUGCCCGCUCUGCAGGAGGGUACCGUGGAGCUGCUGGAGGCGGUGCCGGGGCUGCCGCCGGUGCAGCCGCUGUUCAUCACGGUGGACCCGGCGCGGGACGACGCGGCGGCGCUGGGGCGGUACCUGCGCGACUUCCACCCGCGGCUGCAGGGCCUCACCGGCACCGCCGAGCAGGUGCGGGCGGCCGCGGGGGCUUUCCGCGUCUACGUGAGCGCCGGGCCCCCCGACCCCGACGGGGACUACGUGGUGGAUCACUCGGUGCUCACCUUCCUGCUGGGCCCCGACGGGCUGGUCCGGGACUGCUACGGGCGCUCCCGCACGGCCGAGGAGCUGGCCAAGAGCGUCAGGGGGCACAUGGAGAGCUACGAGCCGCUGCCCCCCGGGUGACCCCGGGGGAAUAAAGGGCGGGGGGAACCCCCGGAA